Malania oleifera is the source of this 2521-nucleotide messenger RNA. RefSeq names its product increased DNA methylation 1-like. Gene Ontology annotation, molecular function: transcription corepressor activity; acyltransferase activity, transferring groups other than amino-acyl groups. The transcript has 9 exons. Gene Ontology annotation, biological process: negative regulation of DNA-templated transcription. NCBI's taxonomy places the organism in Eukaryota, Viridiplantae, Streptophyta, Magnoliopsida, Santalales, Ximeniaceae. The coding region runs from base 257 to 2110 and encodes 617 amino acids. The record is from RefSeq and is a predicted model, not a curated record.
AGAAAGUGACAUCUCGCUCUAUAUAAAGGAGGAGGAAGAAAAGAAACUCCUCACAUGCAGAGCUGCUCCAUCAGGAGAAGGGCAAUCAAUAUUGUCUAAGAAGUUUUCAGGCCAAUCUCACACAUCCGACCUUGCAGGAAGUUGAAGAGGAAAACGUUCAACGAUCCAGAACGAUCUACUCUCUUGACCUACUCUCAGAAAGUUAGACAUUUCCCUUUUGUAGGAAAAACAUAACUGCAUUUGUCACCUUAUAUCCAUGGCUUACACACUGAGGAUGAGGGGAGAAGUCGUUGAACUAUCAUCAGACAGCUCUGAUGAUUAUUCCAAUUCUGAUUCCGACCCAACUUUCAUGAUCAACACUCGCCCCCAAAGAACCAGGUACGACAGUGACCCCGAUUAUCAAGUGCCUCGACCUCGAAGAAGGCUGCAGCCACGGACGUACCAAUCUCUUCUCAGUCCAAUCCCAAGAAAAAUUGAAAUGAGGACUAGGGCAGGAAUUGGGUCUUCCAGGGACAGAUCAAUGUCAAGUGGUACUAAUGAUCCCAGAAGGCAAACCCGGGGUCGCCCUCGAAGGGCUAGGAACUAUGAUGGAGGGGAGCAGCUGGAGCUGCUGAAUACCCUAGUCCCGCGAAGAUCUCGCGGACAGAGAAGAAGGCCACCACCAUCAGCUUGGAGCUCCAACAUCGACGAGAGGAGGUCCCGUGCGAAGCAACGGACCGUCCUAGAGUGGCUGAUUGAUUCAAAUAUGAUGGUAGAGAAUGAGAGGGUUUGUUACCUGGACAUAAUUGGAGGGAGGUGGAUAGCGCUCAAUGGCAUUGCCACCAAGGGCGGCAUUCUGUGCAGCUGCUGCGAUAGGGUGGUAACAGUGGUGGAAUUUGAGUAUCAUGGCCGUGUACGCUUUGGCAUACCCAACAAGAAUAUUGAAAUGCCCUAUGGGAAAGUGUAUACGGCAAGCCUGCGUGCUUCCCUCCUGUAUUGCCAAACACGGGCAUGGACUAGGGAGCAGAUACGGACUAGGUGCGGGUUCAAUAACAUAAGGCCACAAGACGGGGUGGAGGACAAGCACGAUGAUGCCUGUAUCGUGUGCGCAGAUGGGGGCGAUCUCAUCUGCUGCGAGAGUUGUCCUUCCACAUUCCAUAAGAGCUGCAUCGAUUUGCCGAUGGUUCCUAUAGGGGAAUGGUACUGUCCUUACUGCUACUGCAAGUUCUGCAAGGAAAGCAGCAGUCCCCACCUAAUGACAUGCUCUCUGUGCUUGAAGAAAUUCUGUGCACAUCACCCGACAUGCAUAAAAGCAGACAGAAACUUCCCUUACCCACACCCCUCAUUUUGCACACUGACCUGCAGACAGCUAUACAAGAGCCUGGAGGACCUUGUUGGAAUCACAAAUGAGCUGGGUGAAGGACUUACAUGGACUCUGCUUCGACGUAUGAACAUUCUUGAUUCACACACAUUCAAAGAAGUGUAUUUCAACACAAUGUGCAAUUCCAAGCUUGCAGUUGCAUCGAGCGUGAUAGAAGAGUGUUUCAUGCCCAUAAUUGACAGGCAAACUAAUGUUAAUAUCAUAAAAAGUGUGGUUUACAAUUGUGGUUCGAACUAUGCCCGGGUCAACUUCACUGGUUUCUAUACUGCAAUUCUGGAGAAGGGUGAUGAAAUCGUUACUGCAGCAACCCUGAGGGUUCAUGGGACCAAGUUCGCUGAGAUGCCCUUCAUUGCGACCAGGGACAGCUAUAGGUGCCAAGGAAUGUGCAGCAAGCUAAUGCUUUCAAUUGAAUCAACUCUUCGCCUCCGUGGAGUUGAAAACCUGGUCAUUCCAUCCAUCCCUCAACGUGUCAAUAAAUGGAAUCGAUGUGGUUUCCACCCCCUUCAGGAUGGCUUGAAGAAAGAAAUGAAGAAUUUCAACUCCCUUAUGUUCCCUCAGGCCAUCAAAUUACAGAAGCUCUUACUACUUAACAUACCACCAGCAACCACUGGAGGUAAACACCUCUCUCUCUCUCUCUCUCUCUCUCUCUCAUCAAACAACUUAUUUAAUUUACCUGCGCAGCUGCAGAUAACUUUCCAAAUGAGGCGAGUGUGCAAAAUGAACCCAGAAGACGCCCACUCUUCGACUUAAAUCUCAUGCCUGCUGAAGAGGAUGAGAUGAAUGAUCACAGUGGAAUAACCUAUCAGAACUACUAAGCACUCUGCGGUGCAGCGCAGGGGCAGCCAGUGUUCCAGUCCCCUUGCCGUUUUGAGGUUUUGCCCAGUAACUCUUUCAGAGAGUUUCUGGUUAUUGUGGAUUCUCCACUAUGUAUGGUUAUUAUGUAUGCAACUCCUAGCAGCAUGUGACUGUUCUAAGUUUAGUUUUUCCUAAAGUACUUGAAAACUAAGACUAUUGCUGCAACCAAGCCAAAUAGCCAGGCAUACCCGACAGGGAAGUAGAUGCCAUGGUAAGCUACUGAAUGGUACCUGGUUGCAGAGCAUAUUUUAUGUUGUGUGUUAAAUGACCUAAACCUAUAUCAUCGGCCAUGCUUUUAUAUCUAAA